AUGCCUCUUAUCUCCCCCUCGCAAGCGCGCGCGCGCUCGUCACGGUCGUUUUGGUGCUUCAUGCUUCUUUUCCAGACCAGGGCCGUGUCCUCGACUCGUGGACCGUGA
Colletotrichum paranaense is the source of this 108-nucleotide messenger RNA. RefSeq lists its product as uncharacterized. The coding region runs from base 1 to 108 and encodes 35 amino acids. The record is from RefSeq and is a predicted model, not a curated record. Lineage: Eukaryota; Fungi; Ascomycota; Sordariomycetes; Glomerellales; Glomerellaceae. The transcript has a single exon.